GGCGGUAGCGCGCAGGCUUCCUGAGAAGGGAAGGUGGGUGGUAGCGCCCGGGAUGGGGGCGGCUGCGACGGUCACUUGAGCCGCUUCCCAUCCCCGCCGCGAAUGGAGUCUCCCUCCCUCAGGUGCAGCGCUGCGGGGAGCCAGGCGGCCCGCUGAGACGCGCCCACCCGGGAGCGGGGCCGUUGGUCUCCCGAGAGGUUCAGCAGCUGUAGCCAUGAAUAAUAAAGGCUUUCGACGAGGGAGUUUCCAGAGCAGCACCAGUGAUGAAGACAUGGUGGAGAUAGCAGGAGGAGCUCUGGAUUUCUCCAUCACAGAUGAUGAUCCCCCGCUGGAUAGAGAGAUGUUGGGAGGGUUCUCCUUAUACAAUGGAGGAGGGAUGAAUGGCACAAGCCAGAUGAUGGAUUUUCUGGAGGAACCUCUGCCUGGUGUGGGUACCUAUGAAGAUUUCAAUACUAUAGACUGGGUGAGAGAAAAGUCCAGAGACCGGGACAGGCACAGAGAGAUUGCUAGUAAAAGUAAAGAGUCAACAUGGGCCCUGAUUCACAGCGUGAGCGAUGCCUUCUCUGGUUGGCUGUUGAUGCUCCUCAUAGGGCUGUUAGCAGGUUCUCUAGCUGGUCUGAUAGACAUCUCUGCCCACUGGAUGACAGAUUUGAAAGAAGGGCUGUGUCUGUCAGGCUUCUGGUUUAACCAUGAACACUGCUGCUGGAACUCCAAUGAGACAACCUUUGAGGAUAGGGAUAAGUGCCCAGAGUGGGAGAGCUGGUCACAGCUUAUAAUUGGCCAUGGAGAGGGGGCAUUUGCAUACAUUCUCAAUUACUUCAUGUAUGUUCUCUGGGCCCUGGUAUUCUCUCUCCUUGCAGUGUUGCUGGUCCGGGGAUUUGCACCUUAUGCUUGUGGCUCAGGAAUCCCAGAGAUCAAAACGAUCUUGAGUGGUUUCAUCAUUAGAGGCUAUUUGGGCAAGUGGACCCUGAUAAUCAAAACUGUUACCUUGGUGUUGGCAGUAUCGUCUGGCUUGAGUUUGGGGAAAGAGGGCCCCUUGGUGCAUGUAGCUUGCUGUUGUGGAAACAUCUUGUGUCACCUUUUCACUAAAUACAGGAAAAAUGAGGCCAAGCGCAGAGAGGUUUUGUCAGCUGCUGCAGCCGCUGGCGUAUCCGUAGCUUUUGGUGCACCAAUUGGAGGGGUAUUGUUUAGUCUGGAAGAGGUGAGUUAUUAUUUUCCCCUCAAGACGCUGUGGAGAUCUUUCUUUGCCGCCCUGGUAGCAGCGUUCACCCUGCGCUCCAUCAACCCUUUUGGAAAUAGCCGCCUGGUUCUGUUUUACGUGGAGUUUCACACACCUUGGCAUCUUCUGGAGCUUGUGCCAUUCAUCCUUUUGGGAAUCUUUGGUGGUCUUUGGGGAUCUUUCUUUAUUCGCAGCAACAUUGCCUGGUGCAGAAGACGUAAGACAACCAAGCUUGGCAAGUAUCCUGUGCUGGAGGUGCUUGUUGUGACUGCCAUCACGGCUGUUCUGGCUUUCCCCAAUGAGUAUACCCGUAUGAGCACCAGUGAGCUGAUUUCUGAGCUGUUCAAUGACUGUGGGCUCCUGGAUUUCUCCAAGCUCUGCGAGUAUGUGAAUGACUUCAACAGCACCACAGGGGAUGAUCUGCCAGACCGAGCCGCUGGCCCAGGAGUCUACACAGCGAUGUGGCAGCUGGCUUUGGCCCUUAUCCUAAAAGUCUUCAUCACCAUAUUCACUUUUGGCAUGAAGGUCCCUUCGGGUCUCUUCAUUCCCAGCAUGGCGGUUGGUGCCAUAGUAGGCAGACUACUAGGUGUAGGAAUGGAGCAGCUGGCUUAUUAUCACCAUGACUGGACUAUCUUCAGUGGCUGGUGCAGUCAAGGGGCUGAUUGCAUCACUCCUGGCCUUUAUGCAAUGGUUGGUGCUGCAGCAUGUCUAGGUGGAGUAACCCGUAUGACUGUGUCGCUGGUGGUUAUUAUGUUUGAGCUUACCGGUGGACUAGAAUACAUUGUUCCUCUAAUGGCUGCCGCCAUGACUAGCAAGUGGGUGGCAGAUGCGAUUGGACGGGAGGGCAUCUAUGACGCCCAUAUUCGUCUCAAUGGCUACCCCUUCCUAGAAGCCAAAGAGGAGUUCUCGCACAAGACUCUCGCCAUGGACGUAAUGAAGCCACGCCGGAAUGACCCUGUUCUGACUGUCCUCACACAGGACAGCAUGACGGUAGAGGAUGUAGAGGCCAUAAUCAAUGAAACCACUUACAGCGGCUAUCCGGUGGUGGUGUCCCGGGAGUCCCAGAGGCUGGUUGGAUUUGUCCUCCGGCGAGAUCUCAUCAUUUCAAUUGAAAAUGCCCGGAAGAAGCAGGAUGGAAUUGUGAGCACUUCAGUUAUUUAUUUCACUGACCACUCUCCUCCGCUGCCUCCAAGCUCCCCGUCCAUGCUCAAACUCAGGAGUAUCCUGGACCUCAGUCCAUUCACAGUGACAGACCAAACGCCCAUGGAGAUAGUUGUGGAUAUAUUCCGCAAGCUGGGACUGCGCCAGUGCCUCGUCACUCACAAUGGGAAACUACUUGGGAUCAUUACCAAAAAGGAUGUAUUAAAGCACAUUGCACAGAUGGCUAAUCAAGACCCAGAUUCCAUACUCUUCAAUUAAAAACAGACUAAUAAGUAUUGGGUGUUUAACACAAAAAUGAAACUUUAUAAAAGACCGUGGAUUUUCUCUUCUAUUUUUAUUAAGAAACUGGAGCUAUCUUCAGAGUUUUCCUGUAUGGAGCUGAAGAUAAUCAUGUUUUUUCUACAAAAUAACCAAUUGCACUACAUAAUCUGUGGAAAUUAAUCUUCUCUUUAGAAGAAAAGACUUUAUUAUAAUGCUUUUGUGAAGUUGCAUUGGAAAGAUUCCAUGAAGGAGUAAAAGCAAAAUGCUACAGAAUUAAA
Molecule: messenger RNA, 2919 nt
Organism: Mauremys mutica (yellowpond turtle)
Lineage: Eukaryota; Metazoa; Chordata; Testudines; Geoemydidae
Product: H(+)/Cl(-) exchange transporter 5
Exons: 13
Coding region: 215-2638 (807 amino acids)
Biological process (GO): transmembrane transport; chloride transport
Cellular component (GO): early endosome; synaptic vesicle; membrane
Molecular function (GO): voltage-gated chloride channel activity
Source: RefSeq, a predicted model, not a curated record